AUGGCCAUUAUAUUUUUUAUUUUCCCCGCAGUCGUUGGGCCCAUUUGGACGCCAUUCCAUGCAUCACACCGACUGACUCGUGCAAAACAACAGACCUACUACAUCAACAAUUCCAAUGUCGGCAACAAAGAGAGCUCGGAGGAUUGGCGAAUCCGUGGCUAUAAUCCACUCACACCGCCCGAUCUCCUACAACAUGAAAUCCCUCAGACCGCUGCCUCCAAGCAGACAGUGCUACAAGGACGUGAUGACUGCGUCGCCGUCGUCCAAGGCACCGACUCCAACCGACGGCUUUUGGUGAUCAUAGGCCCUUGCAGCAUCCACGACCCAGUGUCAGCACUGGACUACUGCGACCGACUGCUUAAGAUGAAGGAGAAGUACAAGGACGACCUGGUCAUCGUGAUGAGAUCCUACCUGGAGAAGCCCCGGACCACCGUCGGGUGGAAAGGGCUGAUCAACGACCCGGAGAUCGACGGCAGCUUCCUCAUCAACAAGGGUCUGCGGCUUAGUAGGCAGCUCUUCGUCGACCUCACCGCCAAGGGCAUGCCGCUUGCCAGCGAGAUGCUUGACACCAUUUCCCCCCAGUUCCUCGCCGACCUCCUCUCCAUUGGCGCCGUCGGCGCCCGGACCACCGAAAGCCAGUUGCAUCGGGAGUUGGCGUCCGGGCUGUCUUUCCCCGUCGGCUUCAAGAACGGCACUGACGGCACCCUGGGCGUUGCCAUCGAUGCCAUCGGCGCCGUCCGCCACCCGCACCAUUUCCUGUCUGUCACGAAACCUGGUGUCGUCGCUAUCGUGGGCACUGUUGGGAAUGAGGACUGUUUCGUCAUUCUUCGCGGCGGUACCACUGGGACCAACUACGACAGUGAGAGUAUCAAGCAGGCCAAAGAGAAGCUGACUGCCAAGGGCCUGGCCGCGAAAGUCAUGGUCGAUUGCUCCCACGGAAACAGCGAGAAGAAUCACAAAAACCAGCCCAAAGUCGCAAAGGUUAUCGCCGACCAGAUCGAGCAGGGCGAGGAAGGCAUCAUGGGCGUCAUGAUUGAAAGUCACAUCAGCGAAGGAAACCAAAAAGUUCCCAUAGAAGGCAAACCCGGCUUGAAGUACGGCGUCUCCAUAACCGACGCCUGCAUAGGCUGGGACGACACUGAGUCCGUCCUGGAGGUCCUCGCGUCGAGCGUGAGGAAGCGGAGAGAGAAACUCGGCCCUGUUGCUGCUGCGAAUGACACGACGACGUCGAACGGCCAUUCUUGA
Exophiala aquamarina CBS 119918 is the source of this 1245-nucleotide messenger RNA. Its product is annotated as 3-deoxy-7-phosphoheptulonate synthase. The coding region runs from base 1 to 1245 and encodes 414 amino acids. The transcript has 4 exons. Gene Ontology annotation, molecular function: 3-deoxy-7-phosphoheptulonate synthase activity. Gene Ontology annotation, cellular component: cytoplasm. The record is from RefSeq and is a predicted model, not a curated record. Gene Ontology annotation, biological process: aromatic amino acid biosynthetic process. NCBI's taxonomy places the organism in Eukaryota, Fungi, Ascomycota, Eurotiomycetes, Chaetothyriales, Herpotrichiellaceae.